AUGGAAGAGUUGAACUUUGACAUUAAUGCUCUUGCGAAUGAAUUAGGUGGGUAUUUAGAAAGGCUAACUAAUGAACAGAGAUUUGCAUACGAUCAAAUAAUUGGUGUUGUUAGCGGUAAUAUGGGUGGACUUUUCUUCUUAUACGGUCAAGGUGGUUGUGGAAAAACAUUCUUAUGGUCAACUAUAUCAUGCUCAAUUAGGUCUAAAGGAGGUAUAGUUUUAAAUGUUGCUUCGAGUGGGAUUGCUGCACUUUUGUUGUCUAAUGGAAGAACUGCACAUUCAAGGUUUAAAAUUCCUUUAAUCAUAAAUGAAGAUUCUUUGUGUAGCAUUAAACAGGGAAGUCAUCUUGCAAGGUUAAUAUCCAAGGCCAAAUUAAUCAUAUGGGAUGAAUCUCCAAUGAUAAGUAAAUAUUGUUACGAAGCUUUGGACAAAUGCCUCAGAGACAUCUUAAGGUGCUCAGAUUCGUAUAAUGCUCAUUUGCCAUUUGGAGGUAAAGUUGUUGUUCUCGGAGGAGAUUUUAGACAAAUUUUACCUGUGAUUCCCAGAGGCUCAAGGCAAGAUAUAAUUCAGUCUUCUAUUAAUUCUUCAUAUUUGUGGCAUAACUGUAAGGUUUUGAAGCUUACAAAAAAUAUGAGAUUGUCACUAGGUGAAAACAACAACAUACAAAAACUCAGAAAUUUUACAGAAUGGCUACUCAAAAUUGGUGAUGGUUUGGCUGGUGAUACAACAGAUGGUGAAUCGAUCGUUCAUAUACCAUCUGACAUUUUGGUUAAGAACUCUGAGACAGCUUUGGAUGACUUCAUUGAUUUCGUGUAUCCAGAUAUGUUAUCCAAUUUAUCUGUUAAAAAUUAUUUCAAGGAUAGAACAAUUCUUGCACCAACUUUAAAUUGUGUCACUGAUGUCAACAACAAGAUGACUGCAGGGUUACCUGGACAAGAAAGAGUCUACUUAAGUUCAGACUCUGUGUGCUGA
Arachis stenosperma is the source of this 972-nucleotide messenger RNA. RefSeq lists its product as uncharacterized. Lineage: Eukaryota; Viridiplantae; Streptophyta; Magnoliopsida; Fabales; Fabaceae. Gene Ontology annotation, biological process: telomere maintenance; DNA repair. Gene Ontology annotation, molecular function: DNA helicase activity. The record is from RefSeq and is a predicted model, not a curated record. The transcript has a single exon. The coding region runs from base 1 to 972 and encodes 323 amino acids.